UGACGAGCUCCCAGCCAGGUGACGCAAACUGGAUCAUUGAUUUUUGAUUUCCGAGCGAUUUUUCUCCAGCUGUCAGCAAGAAAGGACAGUGGAGUAUGUGCAGUUUGAUGUUAUCUAGCGAUGAACAAUAGAGGCAGCUGCCCUUAGCAGCUAUCAGCAGCCAGCAGCGCUCCGUACAGCAGCUUCAGCACCACAGCCCUGGACAGCUCCGCUCUCACCUUUAGUCCAAGUCUCUCAGGUUCUCCAUAGCGGGAAGGUCGCUCCCUGCAUUUCCAACUCCCAUCAGUCUGAAGGGGAAAUCCGAACUCAUUAGCACAGUACCUGGGUCCGACUACAGCACAUUAAACGAGGAAAGGCACUUCCAGAACAGAUGGGUCCAAAAUAUGUUUUUAUUACUGCAAUCAUUGGGGUUUUCUGGCACGUCCAGGGCUUCCCCAACCCCGGCAUUAAGCAAGAUAAAGCUGUACACAACAGGGAAUUAAGUGAAGAGAGACCCCUGGAAGAACAGAUUGCAGAGGCAGACACUGUGAGCAGAGGCACAAGCAAAGAAAACCAAGAGAUGCUAAAAAAUGAUUCCUUUGCGGAUGAGCUUGGGCUGUUGAUGUCAGUAGCAGAAAAAGAAGGAGAUGUGAAGAGAAGUGGAAGUGUAAGGAGCUCUGUUGGUGGUCACAGGGGUACCCUGGAUGAUGCUGAUUCAACAAAGAACCUGAAGCCUGCAGAGUAUUUUGACUCAACUAAAAGCAUGUUGGAUUAUAAAUAUGAAGAUGACCCGGAUGGCCUGCACCAGUUAGAUGGCACACCUUUAACUGCAGAAGACAUUGUUAGAAAGAUUGCCACAAGAAUAUACGAGGAAAAUGACAGGGGGGUGUUUGAUAAGAUUGUGUCGAAGCUUCUGAACCUUGGACUGAUUACAGAAAGCCAGGCAUACACAUUAGAAGAUGAAGUGGCAGAAGUUUUACAGCAACUAAUUGCUAAUGAGGCUAAAAACCGUGAGAAGGAAGCAGGAGAUCUGGAUUAUGCAGCCGUGAGAUCAGACGUCUACGAUGACGAUAAGCAGGAGGGAAAAAUGGAAACACGAAAUAAAAAUGAAGACAGAGAAUCAUCUGAAACAAAAAAUGAGGAUUCUUUUAGCAGCAAGGAAAGAAGGAAUGAAUUAUCUCCCGAAGAAGACUUUGAUGAUCUCCAAUAUUUCCCAAAUUUUAAUCGACUUAUAAAAAGUCUUAACUCAGAAAACGAUGCCAAAGAGAAGAAGACAUUGAUAACAAUAAUGAAAACUCUAAUUGACUUUGUAAAAAUGAUGGUUAAAUAUGGGACAAUUACACCAGAAGAAGGAGUCAAUUACUUAGAAAACCUGGAUGCCAUGAUAGCUGUGCAAGCAAAGAAUAAACUUGGAAAAAGCUUUGGUUCUCACAAAAGCAUACUCUCAGAAGACAAGAAUGUUGAUGAAUCUGACAGCACAAAACAAGAAGCAGCCAAAAUGGAAAAAGAAUAUGAAGCAUUAAAGGACUCCACAAAACCAGAGCCCAAAGAUGCUGAGGACAAAGAUAAACCAAAAGGGAAGGCUGAGACAUAUUUAGAAGCAAUCAGAAAAAAUAUUGAGUGGCUAAAGGAACAUAACAAAGAGGGAAACAAAGGAGAUAAUGAUCUUUCAAAACUGAAAGAUUUCAUCAACCAGCAGGCAGAUUCCUACGUGGAAAAAGGAAUUUUGGACAAGGAAGAGGCCAAUGUUAUCAAGCGUAUCUACAGUAGCCUGUGAAGCUAGAUCCUGUGGUUGUGUUAGAAAACAUUGCUUUAGAAUUAGAAACCUACACUUUUGUCAAAGGGACAGAUUUACAAAAUUAAUAAUUUUAGGAUAUCCCGAAGGAUAUGAUUGAUGCAUUUAUCAAAUAAGAUCAGGGUGCCAGUUCAUAAUAAUGUGUUUGAUUGCUCCCAGUGGUCGACAACCAUUGUAAUAUGAGGUAUUAAAACUUAGAGGCAAUGCCAUAUAACUGCCUACCAAAUCACUAAUCCACAAAAAUAGAAUGUGUGCUUAGUUAUCAACCAAAUGCAAAUAAAUGGGGGCUUAGCAAUUCAGUAAAAUGAAUUUCCUGUGUAGCUACAAUUGGGUACUUUUAUUGUAACAUUACCGCUCAUAAAAAAAGAAUGAGCAAUCGUAAAUCUGGCCCUACCUGUUUUUUGUGUUUCAUUAAAAAAUCCAUUGCAUCAGUUUAAUGUAUAGGUGCGAAGGCCAUUUUCAUAGACUGGUACUUACCAAUACAUGACCAAUGUAAUGUCCAUUUCCUUGUGCGUCUUCUCUAAAUAGUAAUAGCAACUAUAAUACUUAAAACUGUGUUUUUAUAUUUCUAUAAAGACAACAAUAUGCCUAUGACUGGUAGCUCUCAUUUUACAAUAAUAAUAUAUACUGCAUUUUGUAAAUUU
Messenger RNA from Xenopus tropicalis (tropical clawed frog), 2418 nucleotides. RefSeq names its product secretogranin III (gene scg3). Lineage: Eukaryota; Metazoa; Chordata; Amphibia; Anura; Pipidae. The record is from RefSeq and is marked validated. Gene Ontology annotation, cellular component: transport vesicle; extracellular region; transport vesicle membrane.